AUGUCUCUUUCUAAGAAGUUGACUUUGGACAAACUGGAUGUUAAAGAGAAGAGAGUCAUCAUGAGAGUAGACUACAAUGUUCCCAUGAAGAAAAACCAGAUUACAAACAACCAGAGAAUCAAGGCUUCCAUCCCCAGCAUCAAGUACUGCCUGGAUAAUGGAGCCAAGUCAGUAGUUCUUAUGAGUCAUCUAGGCCGCCCUGAUGGUGUUCCCAUGCCUGAUAAAUACUCUCUUGAGCCUGUUGCUGCUGAGCUCAAAUCGUUGCUGGGCAAGGAUGUUCUGUUCCUGAAGGAUUGUGUGGGCUCAGAAGUGGAGAAAGCCUGUGCCAACCCAGCUACUGGUUCAGUCAUCCUGCUGGAGAAUCUGCGAUUUCAUGUGGAGGAAGAAGGAAAGGGCCAAGAUCCUUCUGGAAAGGUGCUUAAGGCUGAGCCAGCUAACAUAGAAGCCUUCCGUACAUCACUGUCCAAGCUAGGAGAUGUCUAUGUCAAUGAUGCUUUUGGCACUGCUCAUCGGGCCCAUAGCUCAAUGGUGGGAGUGAACUUGCCCCAGAAGGCUUCAGGAUUCCUGAUGAAGAAGGAGCUAGAUUACUUUGCCAAAGCUUUGGAAAACCCAGUGAGGCCCUUCCUGGCUAUACUUGGUGGAGCCAAAGUGGCAGACAAGAUCCAACUCAUCAGAAAUAUGCUGGACAAGGUUAAUGAGAUGAUUAUUGGUGGUGGAAUGGCUUACACCUUCCUUAAAGUACUCAAAAACAUGGAAAUUGGUGCUUCCCUGUUUGAUGAAGAGGGGGCCAAGAUUGUCAACGACAUCAUGUCCAAAGCCAAAAAGAAUAAUGUGACGAUUACCUUUCCUGUAGAUUUUGUCACCGCUGACAAGUUUGAAGAGAAUGCCAAUGUUGGUCAGGCUACUGUGUCUUCUGGCAUCCCAGCUGGCUGGAUGGGUUUGGACUGUGGUUCUGAGACCAACAAGAAGUUUGCUGAAGUUGUCUCCCAAGCCAAGCUAAUUGUGUGGAAUGGACCUGUUGGGGUAUUUGAAUGGGAUGCCUUUGCUCAGGGAACCAAAGCCCUCAUGGAUGAAGUUGUGAAAGCCACUUCCAAGGGUUGCAUCACCAUAAUAGGUGGUGGAGACACUGCUACUUGCUGUGCCAAAUGGAACACGGAAGAUAAAGUCAGCCAUGUGAGCACUGGAGGAGGUGCCAGUUUAGAACUUCUGGAAGGUAAAACCCUUCCUGGAGUGGAUGCCCUCAGUGACCUGUAG
Molecule: messenger RNA, 1254 nt
Organism: Choloepus didactylus (southern two-toed sloth)
Lineage: Eukaryota; Metazoa; Chordata; Mammalia; Pilosa; Megalonychidae
Gene: PGK2
Product: phosphoglycerate kinase 2
Exons: 1
Coding region: 1-1254 (417 amino acids)
Biological process (GO): gluconeogenesis; glycolytic process
Cellular component (GO): sperm fibrous sheath; cytosol; extracellular exosome
Molecular function (GO): ATP binding; phosphoglycerate kinase activity; ADP binding
Source: RefSeq, a predicted model, not a curated record